This is a messenger RNA of Dendrobium catenatum, 3166 nucleotides long. Its product is annotated as heterogeneous nuclear ribonucleoprotein R. Lineage: Eukaryota; Viridiplantae; Streptophyta; Magnoliopsida; Asparagales; Orchidaceae. Gene Ontology annotation, cellular component: nucleus. Bases 146 to 2476 code for a protein of 776 amino acids. The record is from RefSeq and is a predicted model, not a curated record. Gene Ontology annotation, molecular function: mRNA binding. The transcript is spliced from 12 exons.
ACCUCUAAAGGUGGAUUCGAGGACGGAAGGAACUAGGGUUUCUAUCAAGGAGCAGGGUUAGGGUUUCGUUUCAUCUGUUUACCAAUCAGAGCUGUAGAACGAAGCCGUUGAUUCGUCGGUUGGUUUCUUUUCGCUAGAUCCAGCGAUGCCUCCCCGUGUGGUGAAGAAGACCGGCCCGGGAAGAAGACCGGCAGCGAGAGCUACGAAGACUGUCGUAAAGCAGCUGCAAAACCAGCCCGAUGCAACUCAGGAUGCGGAGAAUGUCGAGAAGGUUGAGUUGAAGAAGGAGGUUCUGUCGGAAGAGAUCGUGGAGAUCAAGUUGGAGAAUAAAUCAGCGGAGGUUGUGAAAUCGGUCCAUGGAUCUGUUGUUAUAGAGGGUCCAAAGUAUAUUACGGAGGAGGAUGAUAAAGGUGAGCGCCUAGAAUUGGAUGACAAUGAGCCAGAGUAUGAAGAGGAAGCUACGGUUGACUAUGAUGACAGGAUGAUUGAUGAUGAUGGCCAAGAGGUGGAUGAAAGCGAAGAGGAGGUUGAGGAAGGUGAUGUGGUUGAAGAGGAAGAAGGGGAUGUGCUUGUUGAGGAGAUUGAGGAUGGUGGAGAAGAUGUUGAGGAUGAAGAGGACCAUGAAAACAUUGAGGAGGAACAUGAGGUUGAUGGAGAGGAGGAAGAGCAUCAUGAAUUGGUUAAAGAGCGACGCAAACGGAAAGAGUUUGAAGUCUUUGUUGGAGGUUUGGACAAGGAUGCCACUGAAGAUGAUCUUCGAAAAGUCUUCAAUGAAGUUGGUGAGAUCACUGAAGUCCGGCUCCUGAUGAAUCCUCACACAAAGAAGAACAAAGGCUUUGCAUUCCUGCGUUUUGCAUCUGUGGACCAAGCAAAACGUGCUGUUGCAGAACUCAAGAAUCCAGUUAUAAAUGGUAAACAAUGUGGUGUUGCUCAAAGUCAAGACAGUGAUACACUUUUUCUGGGGAAUAUUUGCAAGACCUGGACAAAGGAACAUUUGAAGGAGAAAUUGAAGCAUUUUGGGAUAGAUAACAUUGAAGAUUUGGUGUUGGUCGAAGAUGCUAGUAAUGAGGGGAUGAAUCGUGGGUUUGCUUUCUUGGAAUUUUCUUCUCGUUCUGAUGCCAUGGAUGCUUAUAGACGUUUGCAAAAGAGGGAUGUAGUGUUUGGAGUUGAUCGAUCUGCAAAAGUUGCGUUUGCUGAUUCAUUUAUUGAACCUGAUGAUGAGAUUAUGUCACAGGUAAAAACUGUUUUUCUUGAUGGAAUUCCACCUGCAUGGGAUGAAGAAAGAGUCAAGGAGCAUGUCAAGAAAUUUGGUAAGAUUGAGAAAAUUGAGCUUGCUCGUAACAUGCCAGCUGCGAAGAGAAAGGAUUUUGGAUUUGUUACUUUUGAUAUACAUGAGGCUGCUGUUGCAUGUGCUGAAGGCAUUAACAAUGUAGAGCUUGGUGAAGGAGAUAACAAGGUGAAGGUCAGAGCUAGAUUGUCUAGGCCUCUUCAAAGAGGUCGAGGAAAGCGUGUUUCUCGUGGGGAUUUUAGGAUUAGCCAUGUUCCUACUCGAGAUAUUCGUGCAACUUGGAGUCGUGCACCUGUUCGUAGGCUACCCCUACGAGCAUCUAGAGGAAGCAUUGGGCGUGGGGCACCAGUUGGUGUUCGUGGUGUACCUAUUGGUGGUCGCGGACCAAAGAGGCCCAUAGGUUUGAGAGAAAGACGAAAUAUUGUAGCAUUUUCAGAGAGAACCAGGCACUUACCUCCGCCAGAUCGGUCCUAUGGUCGAAGGCCAUCGAUUCCAGUGUACCCUAAGAGCAUUUCUAAGAGGAACUAUGAUCGGCGUGAUGAACUUGCUCGCAGAAGUAGAACCAUUGUUGAAUAUGGUUCAAGGAUUCCCACUGAGAGGCGGCCAUCAUAUGAAGAUGAUUAUUCUAGGGGGGGAGGAUACUCAGACAUCCCUCCUCGGACUUUGUCCCGUUCAGCUGAAAGGAGACCAUAUGUUGAUGAAGGAUAUGGCAGAAAGCUUGAAAGAGCUCUUCCAUCUUAUAGAGAAGGACGCAGCCGAGAUUAUGAUUCUAUUUCUGGAUCCAAGCGUCCAUAUUCAGAUCUGGAUGACACACAUCCUCGUUAUGCGGAUGUAAGCAUGAGGCAGUCAAGGGCAAGAUUAGAUUAUGGUGCUAGCGGUGGUUCAGCUCAGUAUGAUGAUAGCUAUAAUGAUAGAUUGGGACGUUCUCAUAUAGGAUAUGGCAGUAGCCGCAGCUCUAUCUCUGGACGUGAUUCCCAUGGGCUAUAUGGAGGCCGCCAUGGAAUGGGCUACAGUAGUGACUCGGUAGGUGGCAGUGAUGUUGAUGGGCUGUACUCAUCAUCAAGCUACAGCAGCAGUUAUCUAUCUCGUGGUUCUGAUGUUGGAGGAAGCUCUUACUCUAUGUACUCUGGUCGUAGCUUGGGUGGCGCUGGUUAUUUGCGUGGUAGUGGCUCUGGGUCAUACUACUAAGGCUUGGACUUGGGUCAUCAAAACCUUUCAAUGUUAAAUGUAAUUUUUAUUUAUUUGAGCCCAUCUGUGAGUCUGAGAGACCGAAAAUCAUUCAAUAUAUUGGAGCCCGAUUUUAGGUUCAAUUACAAAAAUUCUAACCGGUUGUUCAAGGGGACAAAUUUUAUAACUAGUUAUUAUUUUAAAUUUAUUAGCUAUAUAAUCAUUAAAAAAAUUUACAAAUGGCUAAAGUCGGCGCUUUACUUGAAGUUUACUAGGCCGUCCAAGGUCAAUUAGGAUGCGUCAUGAUACCUAAUACAUAUUAGUACAUAGUGAUGAUAUACAAUAUAUCAGUGACGUAAAAAAAAAAAAUAUCAGUGUUGUGACACGUCUUGAUUGGCCUCUGGGUGGGAUUUGGUGACCGCAUGUGAAGAAGCACCGCAAUCAUUUUGCCAAAGUUUGCCUAGCUGAGAGUAAAAUUCCUGUUUAGCUGCGGCUUGAAAGACUUUGCAGGGAUGUAAUAUUUUUUUAGCCAAUUGAAAUGAUUACCGAAAUUGUUUUUUUUGAAGGUUUUUGAGUGCUAAGAUCUGUAGAAAUGUAUUUUUUGAAUUUUUUUUGGACACUAAGAUCUGUAGAUCUGAAAUGUUUUAUCUGUAUAAAUGUAUUUUUUGAAAGGUUUGAUUUGAAAAUGUAGUUUUUGAAAAUUUUGGCAGA